GUGCGACUUGCAGCCUGCGAAGCGUGGCUUGCAGUGAUUCUAUCCAGCAGUCAAAUCAUGAUUGUUCCCUUCAGGCCUUCCUCCUCUCGCUGUCUGCCUUGAGAAGACCAAGGAUUUCAAUCGUGGCCAUUCACUGGAUCCCAGGAGACAUCCAAGGGAAUUUCACGUGAUCCCAAUCCGUCAUUGUUGGUGCCUCAGACCUCACAAGGCAUACUACACUUGGUGACACACAGAUACUUAUCCUCGAAACCCAAAGACACUCCCUCCUACUCAGUACCAGUCGUGCCAGUCUGAGAUCCCAUCCUCACAACCCAAUUCCUUCUACCGAUUCUUCUUGCUCUGAUGCCUAAUCUGUGAGGAAUCCAUGUCGGUUCGCAUUGUACUUGAUCAGCCCGAACACAGAUGCUACACCAAUCUCGACUUCAUCACCGGCACGGUCCACCUAGUCCUCCCCAACGAUGCCACCAUCUCUGCCAUUACUGUCAAGCUCGAGGCCGAGAGUCGCACAAGGCUCUCAGCUCCAAAGUUUCCAGAGAACGAACGUUCUGACAAGAAGAGAGUUGAACUCGAGUUACACAAGGUGCGAUUGGUUCCUCUCCAGUCACCAAGAUUCCAGUCUUACAUUGGCUUCUAGCUCUUGUACAAGGUUGUGACUGUGUUCCCUGCCCCGGAUGUCAAGGAGAGGAGCACUAGCGUCGCUGGCUACACCCUCCUUGCAGGACAAUAUGUGUAUCCUUUUAGUAUCAAGUUUCCCUUCAACAAUGAUUGUACAAAUACCCCGAAUGCGCUCAAGGACAUCAAAAUGGGCCAAGUCAAUGUCUCGUUCGCCCCAGUCAUAACCAAGCAUGUCAAGCAGACUCUGCCGCCCUCCUUGCCAGGCUUUCCUGGCGAGGCCGAAAUCAAAUAUUACAUCAAGGCAACAGUGGUCAGACCAAAGUUCUUUCAAGAGAAUCUCAGAUCGGUCAUCGAUAUCAAGUUCUUGCCAAUUGAACCUCCCCGGCCACCAGAUACCCAUGAGGAGACCUAUGCAAGAAGGAAGCGCCAAUUUCAGCGUUAUAGUGGUUCCCAACCCCAACAGCAGAAAAAGACCCUUUUCCGGAAGAAUUCGGCUACUGAGUCGGCCGAGGAGGAGCCACCGGCCUUUCAAGUCGACGCACGCCUUCCAAGCCCUGCAAUCAUUACAUGUAACGAGCCACUGCCCCUUCGAAUAUUGGUGGAGAAGUUGAACAACAGCUCUGCAACUGCAUUUCUCAGCAUGCUUCAAAUCGAACUUAUUGGUUACACUCAUAUCCGGGCGCAUGAUCUAGAACGCGUCGAGAGUGUCAGUUGGAUACUCAUGUCCCAUGCAAAUAUGAACAUGCCACUUGGCAAUCCUAUAGACAAGGGUCGCAGAGAGUGGAAAUUGCCUUCGCGGCUCUGGAAGGACCAUCCCAUUCCAAACACCGUCGCGCCAACCUUUGAGACCUGCAAUCUUUCACGAAGGUACGAAUUGGAAAUAAGAGUCGGACUGGCCCAUGGACUUGCAGAUGGAGUUCGACCAGAGCUUAUCGUUCUGCCCCUGAAAUUACCCGUCGAGGUAUAUUCUGGCAUUGCGCCUCCUGAGAAACUGCUACAAGCAAUGGCAAACAAUCCUCGGCCGCAACCAACCCCGGCACCACUUUUCCCACGACCCUCCAACAUGUCACAGACUCCAUCACCAGCCUAUCCUCAGGGCAUGCACGUGCCUACACCGACGACUGCUACGCCCACAACAAAUGUCAACCCUUUCCCCGCGCCCAUUGGCCAGGUCAAUACUCAGCAAUCAUAUCAAGUGCCUGACGAUGCUCCUCCAUCGUAUGAGGAUGCGAUCGCUGACGAGAUAGCCCCUGUUGAUGGUCCCAGAAGAGACUAUCAUCCCUCCGGAUCCGGCAACGUUCAACUAGAGCCUUUCAAUCCCGAUUCCAAAAGCGGACUCAAUCGACGGUUUAGUGAGAGAUUAUUUCCAUCAAAUGCCCCCUCGUUUGAACAACAUAGAGCAUCUGAAGCUAGUGCUAUGUCAAGUACGCCGAUCCCCGAACACGGUCCGGAGUCGCCCAGUCCUUCGGUCGAAACACCCUCGAGCCCUUCUCGUUCUCAGAUUUGGAAGCAAAACCUGUCCAAAAGACUCUCGGGGGAGAAGCAGUGAGAGUCUGUCUCAUGUCACUGGUUCGAGGGAUGCUAAUGGAGUCUCAUGCUGGCCUUUCAACAUCUCGAAGCUCAAACGUCGUUGACAUGGCAUUAAUUGCACAACAGUCUCCAGGCUACAAUGAAGGCGUUGAAAAUCAUAAACCAUGCAACCAAAAACCAGAGCCAAAUGGUUCGAGUCGCUACGUGGAUCUUCGAAUCCCUUGGGUGUUUUGACACAUUCCUUCUCUAGGGGUGGUUUGCAAGGACCCUUCCAACUCUUGGCUCGAAUUCACCAGAUAUCGAGGCCGUUUUCCCAAGCCGAUGGACGAUUUCACUGUGUCUCCUAACCUCUUUCCUUUGCUCCUACGGCUUCAAAUGAUCCAGGUAGUGCGGUGCACCAGUGCAGUCCCUCGUACAGUAGGGGUUUGAAUGCGACAUGGUUUCCCUCUCCCUCAACAACAAGGGAGCACAAAGUCGGUGUAGAAGGGCUUGACUAGAAUACAGUAUAAUGAGAUAUAUAGAUUAUCGCCUGGCCAUUCAAUACUAAGUGGACAUGAGAAGACCUAAGCUUCCAUUUCCACAGUCAUUAUCUUUGAUACCAUCUGCAUAAUAAUAAAUAAGUAGGUUGAGG
Molecule: messenger RNA, 2776 nt
Organism: Exophiala mesophila
Lineage: Eukaryota; Fungi; Ascomycota; Eurotiomycetes; Chaetothyriales; Herpotrichiellaceae
Exons: 3
Coding region: 803-2164 (453 amino acids)
Biological process (GO): ubiquitin-dependent endocytosis
Cellular component (GO): cytosol; plasma membrane; cytoplasm
Molecular function (GO): protein-macromolecule adaptor activity; ubiquitin protein ligase binding
Source: RefSeq, a predicted model, not a curated record